AUGGAUAAAUAUAGCAGCAUUAUCAACAGUGAAAAGUUCUCGAAACUUUCAUUGAAUACUACCACUUAUUCCAAAUCUUUAAUCCAUUGGGAGAAUUUACUGAAUUAUCUAAUUGUUGUAGCCUCCCCAAUAAAUAAGACUAUAGAUAAAAAUACAUUACAAUUAAUAAGAUCAACUUAUGAAGCAAUGCUACUCAAUUUCCCAUACUUGGAAAAUUACCAUAUUGAUUUUGCAUUAUUUGAAUAUAAAUUGGGCCAUCUAUCUAGAUUCCAUAAAAUAUUUAAGAAUGCGUUACAUAUACAUAAUAAAAGAUCACUAGUACUUUGGGUAUCAUAUCUGAGAACUUGUAACGAAAUUGUUAUAGACCAAAAACAAUUAUUCAAAAAAUAUGAAGAUGCUGAACAAUAUAUUGGAUUACAUUAUCAUAGUGGCGUGUUUUGGGAAAUGUAUUUAGAACAAUUGAAACAACGUUGUCAAACUAAACAAAGAUAUUUCAUAGUUUUAAGAAAAGUACUCGAGAUUCCAUUACAUUCAUUUAGUACAUUUUAUGCCCUUUGGAUGAACUAUAUAGAUGAGAUUAAAGAUUUAUCAGAAUUAACGUUAUUUAUAAAUAAGGAUGAUUUAUCGAAAAAAUUAAAGAUUGAUAGAGACCAUUCUGGAAGAAGAGGUCCAUAUUUAAGGGAUGCUAAGAAAGCAAUCAAAAAAUUUACCAAAGAAUUAUAUAUGGUAAUACAACUUCAAGUUAUGGAAAGAUACAAUUUGUUCGAAUCAAAGUUAAGCACCCAAUAUUAUACAACUGCUGAAAAUCUUGUUUCUGAUAAUGAAAUACGAACUUGGUUAAAAUAUCUAGACUAUACAAUUGAAUUGGGUAUACCUGAACUCUGUUACAUAAACUUCCAGAGAGCCCUGAUAGCCCUAUCUAAUACGGAUAUCAUCUGGAUCAAAUACGCAUAUUGGCUGAUAGACAUAGUGGAAAAUACAACAAUGGCCAAAAUAAUAUUAAUGAGAGGAAUGGAACUAUCUCUUGAGAAGAUUAAGAUUAUACAUAUAUUAUGCACUUUGUUAAUUUCUCUUGAUGAAAUGCAUACACUGGACAACUUACUUCAAGGUCUGAAUCUAUUAUACGAAAACGAUAUCGAAAGUUGCAAAGACUUUAAACUCUUUUGGGAUUACAUACAAUUUCAAAUAUUUAUUGCAAAUUCAGCCGCAUUGAGUAGAUAUGAGCAAACUCCGUCCAAGGUAAUACCAGACUACCUACUAAAGAAGAUUCAGAAAAGAUUAAUAGCCAAUGGUAAAAGAGAUGACAAAAAUAGCAUGAUAACACAUCUAAUGUCUUUACAGUCUAAGAAGAACCUCAGCUUUAUAGAAAAAGAAAUCUUUAAAUACGUGGUGGAAAACUGCCAGGAUGAUUAUCUUAACGAGGGAUUGUUCUGGCAAAGUUAUUGUAAUCUAAUUUUAUUGGAUACUGACAGACCUCUAGAUCAAAGAAGGGACCAAAUUGUUAAAAAUAUAUGGCCUCAAAUACCCAGGAAUGAAGAAACAUUAGAUGUUGUUAAAGAGUUCGCCCGCAUUUACUUCCCACAAUAUAUAGAUCAACUUAACAUGUAA
Maudiozyma barnettii is the source of this 1608-nucleotide messenger RNA. RefSeq names its product mRNA splicing protein PRP42 (gene PRP42). Gene Ontology annotation, cellular component: U1 snRNP; U2-type prespliceosome; commitment complex. The record is from RefSeq and is a predicted model, not a curated record. Lineage: Eukaryota; Fungi; Ascomycota; Saccharomycetes; Saccharomycetales; Saccharomycetaceae. Gene Ontology annotation, biological process: RNA processing; mRNA 5'-splice site recognition. Gene Ontology annotation, molecular function: protein binding. The coding region runs from base 1 to 1608 and encodes 535 amino acids. The transcript has a single exon.